CCCGAAGCACCUCCGGGCCUCGCCGCGUUCCACGGCGGGGAAGGCGGUUGACCCGGCACCGGUACCGGCAAUCGGGCAAUCGCUCAAGCGCAAGCGCCGCAUAUGUGAUAUACAAGCACGUACUUGUACCGGGACUCCUUUCCAACCCCUGGUGAUUUGUGUCUCUGGAACCGCUCAUUGGCGUCUUGCUUUUCUUCCUUUAUUCAGCCCCUCGGCCUUGCUGCGUGGAAGUGGGGAUAGAAAUUCGGCGCGGAGCCAUGGCCUCUGUCCGAUCGGCUCUUGGGGGGAUGCCCCGCAAAACCGCGUUGCUGUCCAGCUAUUACCCCUCCAUCCCCAGACCCAGGACAUAUUUAUCUUUGUCUUCCUCAUUGUCUUCAUCUUCGCCUUGUUCAAGCACCGAGUCUCUCGCAUCUACCCGCAGACCCCGCCAAGUUUCAGCCCAGAGGCGCCAACUAGCCGCAAUGUCAACACAAGCUUCACACCCAGCACUGCUCAUCCCUGGGCCCAUUGAAUUCGAUGAUGCCGUCCUCCAGUCAAUGAGCCACUUCAGCGAAAGCCAUGUCGGCCCUGCCUUCGUGAACACCUUCGGCGAGACCUUGAGCCUGCUUCGCCCGCUCUUCCAGACCACCAACCCUGCUUCCCAGCCUUUCGUCAUCAGCGGCUCCGGUACAUUGGGCUGGGACUUGGUAGCUGCCAAUUUGAUCGAGGCCGGUGAGGAUGCCUUGGUGUUGAGUACCGGCUACUUUGGUGACAGCUUCGCCGACUGCUUGACUACGUAUGGGGCCAAGCCUACCAAGCUGGAGGGGCCAGUUGGCGGACGACCCCAGGUGCCGGAAAUCGAGAAGGCCCUUUCGGAGAAGAAGUAUAAGAUUGUUACCGUCACCCAUGUCGACACUUCCACCGGCGUUGUCAGCGACCUCAAGAGCAUUGUCCAGGCUGUGAGAAAGGUUUCUCCGGAGACGUUGGUUAUCGUGGACGGUGUUUGCAGUGUUGCUUGCGAAGAAAUUGCAUUUGAUGACUGGGAUCUGGACGGUGUUAUCACGGCUCCUCAGAAGGCUAUUGGCUGCCCUGCCGGCUUGUCGAUUUCGAUGUUCAGCGGACGCGCGAUGGAGGUCUUUAAGAACAGAAAGACUCCUCCAGGAUCUUAUUUUGCUUCGUUCAAGAACUGGACACCCAUUAUGCAAAACUACGAGGCUAAGAAGCCCUCAUACUUUGCCACCCCAUCACCGCAGCUUGUACACGCUCUAAAUACUGCCUUGAAGCAAAUUCUAGCCCGUCCAUUGUCGGAACGCUUUCAGAGGCACAAGGAAGUGUCUAACAAGGUAAAGAAGGCGGUUGCCGACCUUGGCUUGAAAAUUGUUGCAACCAAGCCCGAAGAUCAGUCUUCAGCCAUGACGGCCAUUUAUUUGCCCGAUGGCGUUCAGAUUGCAAAUGUUCUGCCUAAGCUGGCCAGCAAGGGCGUCAUUUUCGCAGGUGGCCUGCACAAGGAGAUUGCGACCAAGUACAUUCGGUUUGGACACAUGGGUGUCUCAGUUACGGACCCAACGCGGACGGAUAUCGACAAUGCUCUUGAAGCCCUGAAGACCAGCUUGGCGGAGUGUGGAUAUACAGCCAAGGCUUAGGAUGCUGGAGGGCGGUGGCGCUGGAAUUUAUAAUGGAGGGAUGGACGGGAUGUUUCAAAAGCUAAAGCAUAAGAAGUAAGUAUGGAGGAUGGACGAAAACUACAGUCUAAAAGGAUGAGUGGCGUUGGUGGUGUUCCUAGACGAGAUAGGAGUGCUAGC
This is a messenger RNA of Trichoderma asperellum CBS 433.97, 1781 nucleotides long. RefSeq lists its product as uncharacterized. The record is from RefSeq and is a predicted model, not a curated record. Gene Ontology annotation, cellular component: peroxisome. Gene Ontology annotation, molecular function: L-alanine:glyoxylate transaminase activity; L-serine:pyruvate transaminase activity. NCBI's taxonomy places the organism in Eukaryota, Fungi, Ascomycota, Sordariomycetes, Hypocreales, Hypocreaceae.